Cetraspora pellucida is the source of this 475-nucleotide messenger RNA. The record is from the annotation of a GenBank genome assembly. Lineage: Eukaryota; Fungi; Glomeromycota; Glomeromycetes; Diversisporales; Gigasporaceae.
AUGAAUAAACAACUUACUAAUAACUUACUAAAUAAUUUAAUGAAUAAGGUCAUUAAAAAUGCCACCAAACAAUCCAAAUCACAAGAAUGUGAAAAUAGAUCAUCUUUAGUAAGAUCUUUGUUCAAUGAUGAAUCCAAAUUAGAUGUAGAUAACCAAAGCAAACUAAUAAAUAAUUUAGUUAAUGAAGUUAUUGAAUAUUCUCAUAAAUUCUUCAGAUUACAUGAUGUAGAAUAUGUUAGGCAAUCAUCAUUUGUUGAAUUAUCAUCUAGCAAUAAAGCCAAAUUAAAAAAUACAAAAGUUAAUAAUAAUAAUCUAACUAUAUUAAGUAAUAAUAUAUCUAAUGAUAUGUUAAGUAAAAUUAAUGAAUCUUAUCUGUCAAGUAAAGUCAACAAGCCAUAUUUUUCAAAUAAAGUUGAUGAAAUCAAAGAAUCAUAUUUCUCAGAUAAUAUCAAUAAACUAUAUCUAUUUAAUGAUG